Molecule: messenger RNA, 528 nt
Organism: Trichomonas vaginalis G3
Lineage: Eukaryota; Parabasalia; Trichomonadida; Trichomonadidae
Product: alpha/beta gliadin family signature family
Exons: 1
Source: RefSeq, a predicted model, not a curated record
UUGAAUCCGAAUCCACAAAACACUCCAUACCCUCCACAACAACCAUAUCCUCAACAGCCAUAUCCAUCUCAACAACCAUAUCCACCUCAACAGCCUUAUCCACAACAACAACCAUAUCCACCUCAGCAGCCAUAUCCACAGCAACAAACACCAGUAUACUCGCCUCCACCAGAACAAACUAUGCAAUAUCAACAAGUAAUUAACCCAACAAUGAUUCAAGCUGUUUGGGUUGAAAGUCCAUUACCUGAUCACAUGUUAUUCCUUGAUAGCCCAGGUGGCGCUAUUAUUAGACCUCUCCACCACUCCUACUAUCCACCAGUUGAUCGAAUUGUUUUUGAUAGAGUGGGAAAUCCGUUCAAGUCUAUUUAUCCACAAGCACAAACUACAAGCCAAGUCAUAACUCAGGAAACAGAAAAACUAAAUAAAAAGCUUCAACCAGUUGCAGAUGACUUAAAUCGCUUGGGAAACCAGAUAUCAAAAGAUCUUGGUAAAUUAUCUAAAUCUCUUUUCGGGUCAUCACAUAAAUAA